CAGAUGUCGCAUGUACCAAAUGGCGUGUGUGUGCGUUGUGUGCGGCAAUUUCGAAGGGCAAGUGAGAAGGAGGCUUUUCGAAAAUUUUUGACCAUCACGGCGGCAACAAAUAGGAUUUGGCGACGGGGAAAAAAAAAUUGAAAAUGGCAGAUAAUCAGCAUAGUCGAUUUGAAAAAUCAUUGGGUUUAUUGACAACGCGUUUCGUUACACUUCUACAAAAAGCAAAGGAUGGAGUAUUGGAUUUAAAAGUGGCUGCGGAUAUUUUAGAAGUACGACAAAAACGGCGAAUUUACGAUAUAACCAAUGUUUUAGAAGGAAUUGGACUUAUUGAGAAAAAAAGUAAAAACAGUAUUCAAUGGAAGGGUGCUGGACCAGGAUGCAAUUCAAAAGAACUUGCCGAGAAGCUUGCCGAUUUAAAAGAUGAAAUAAAAUUAUUAGAGGAUCAUGAAAAAUUAUUAGAUAAACAUACACAAUGGAUAAAGCAAAGUAUUAAAAAUGUCGAGACUGAUUCGACGAAUAAAAGGUUUGGAUUUAUGUCGUAUGAAGAUUUAAAGGAAAUUUAUAAUGAUGAUUUAAUUGUUGCAAUUAAAGCACCAACGGAUACAGAACUCAGCGUUCCAAAUCAUUCAACGUUGGACGUAAACGAGAGUUUAAACGUGAAUUAUGAAGUGUCAUUAAAAAGUUCAUCGGGAGAAAUUACUGUACUUGUAAUUGAACCCGAAUUAGCUGAUCAUUAUGAAACACAUCUUCUUCAAAUGAGACUACAAGAAAAUGUGAAAUGCGACGAUGAUGACGUUGAUGAUUUUAGUAAAGACGAAUUUGAAAUAGAGGAUAAAUUUAAUAAAGAUGAUGUCAAGCCAAACAAAAGGAAAGCAGGAAGACCGCCAAAAAUUCCAAAAACAGAAAUUAUGUCGGACGAAGAGGAAGACGACGAUAAUAUGGACAUUACGGACGCAAAAAUUAUUUUGCGGGACAUCAAUUUAUCCGGUUACAGUCAACAGGAUUACGAGGACGAUGAUUUCUUCACAGACAUUUGCGGUCCUUUGGUGAGGUUAAGUCCACCACCUGGAGAAAGUGAUUACCGAUUUAAUCUCGGAGAAAAUGAAGGUCUUUGUGAUCUUUUCGACAUUGCCGCGAAAUAAGUACAAGUUAUUUUUGUAAUCAUUAUUAUUAUUUUUAUUAUUAUUAAUUAUUUUUAAUUAUUAUUAAUAUUAUUAUUAGGUAAUAUUGAAUUUUUUUUCUUUUUUUUUUUUUUUUUUUUUUAUUAAACUUUGUCGAUAUUUAUAUAUAUAUAUAUAGUAAUUUUUUUUUUUUCCGUCACUUGUAAUUAGAUAAUUUUGUCGAUAUCUGUACAUAUGUUUAAUGUUUAGAAAUACGACAGUUAAAGAAAAGGGGAAAAAUACUUUUUUUCUUUUUUUUUUUUUGGAAUGUCAAUCGACAGAAUUUUUAUUAUAAUUUUCAAAUAUAUUUUUUUUUUUUUGCCAUUAGAAGGGACGCACAAUUUUUGCAUAUAAAAAAUCGUUGGAAUUUUCAGUUUUGAGAAUUUGUAUUUCGGGAAGAAUUUUUUCUUAAACGAAUUUUUUUUUUUUUUAAGUAAUUUUUAGUUAAAGAAAAUUUUUACUAAAGCGAAUUUUUUCUUAAAAGUAAUUUUUAUUCUAACUAAUUUUUACUAAAACGAAUAUUUAUUUAAAAUUAAUUUUUACUUAAACGAAUUUUUAUUUAAAAGUAAUUGUUACUUAAACGAAUUUUUACAUAAAAGUAAUUUUUAUUUAAAAGUCAUUUUUACUAAAACGAAUUUUUGCUUAAAAGUAAUUUUUACUAAAGCGAAUUUUUUCUUAAAAGUAAUUUUUACUAAAACGAAAUUUUACUUAAAAGUAAUUUUUACUGAAACGAAUUUUUUAUUUUAAAGUAAUUUUUACUUAAACGAAUUUUUACUAAAACGAAUUUUUACUUAAAAGUAAUUUUUACUUAAAAAUAAUUUUUACUUGAAUUAAUUUUCGCAAAAACUAAUUUUUACUCAAAUGCUGAAAUUAAAGAAAAUAAAAUAAAUUUCGUAUAAAAAGAAUUGAAUAAAUAAAUAUUCGUUUAAAAAUUUCUCAAAUGCCAAAAAAAAAAAAAAAAUAAUUAAAAAUCGCUUUAAAAAAAAAUAAAUAGAAUAAAAAAUCCGAUUAGAUGAAAAUUUGUUUAAAAAGAAAAAAAAAUUCACAAAAAUUCGAAAAAUAAAAAAUGUAAAUAAAAAUAAAAAUUUGUUUAGGUGAAAAUUACGUAAAACAAUUGAAAUUCUCCCAAAUAAUAAUUUGAAAAAUAAAAAUUCCUCUCUCAAAAAAAAAAAAAGGGAAAAAAAUUCGGUUAUGUAAAAAUUUCAGAAAAAAAAUUUCAAAUUCUUCAAAACGCUAAUUUGAAGAAUAAAAAUUCGUCUUAAAAAAGGAUUCAAAAAAAAAAAAAAAAAAAGAAAAAAAAUUCUCUAAAAUGAAAAAUUGAAUUUUACAUUUAUAUGUGAUAAUUAUGCGUUCCGAUUAGAAUAUGUAAAAAAAGAGAUAGAGAGAAAGGAGUUUGAGAAAUUUUUGUAGGAGAUUUAAUGUCAGCUAGUUUGACGAAAAAUAUUUUCUUACACACAUAAUUCAUUGUAUUUGAUCAGUUUAUAUAUAUAUAUAUUAAAAAAAAAAAAAAAAAAAAAAAAAAAA
Leptopilina boulardi is the source of this 2684-nucleotide messenger RNA. Its product is annotated as transcription factor E2F4-like. Lineage: Eukaryota; Metazoa; Arthropoda; Insecta; Hymenoptera; Figitidae. Gene Ontology annotation, biological process: regulation of transcription by RNA polymerase II. The coding region runs from base 144 to 1142 and encodes 332 amino acids. The record is from RefSeq and is a predicted model, not a curated record. Gene Ontology annotation, molecular function: RNA polymerase II cis-regulatory region sequence-specific DNA binding; protein dimerization activity; DNA-binding transcription factor activity, RNA polymerase II-specific. Gene Ontology annotation, cellular component: RNA polymerase II transcription regulator complex. The transcript is spliced from 7 exons.